AUGGCUGGACGACCUCAACGAGCAUGGAGGAGGGUCUUUCUUCUCGUCCUCUGCCUUGUUGCCUGGUGCAAUGACCACUGCACCACGUCGACCACUGCAUCUCUUCCUCCGCAGCGUGGAUCCUGGCAGGGUGGGGAAAGAGCGUUCAAGAGGUUGUUGCUGCGAGGAGGGAUGGGAGUGGACAGCCUGUUCGGCCUCAAGAGCUUGCCGAUAUCGCCACAAGAUGAGGGUUAUAUGCCAUUUUUGAAGCACGUGCUUGAAAUGGACGACGAGGAAGAGAUAAAAGAAUUUAUGAAAGAUUUCCCCAGUGAUAUCCGGGAUUACGACCUGCCAUCGGAGAUUGAAGAUGACGACGACAAGGGAUUUGAGAGUGGCAACAAUCCCAAGUACGCUAAGGGAGAAAAGAUGCAUGAAUACACCAAGAACGAGGUCUUGGCGAACAAGGUGAAGAGGGCGAUAGAGGACCUUGGCGCCAUCGUAGACUCGUCCAACCGCAAGUGGAAGCACUUCCGUGCGCUGCAUUACGCUGCGACUUUCAAUCGCUCUGCUGUUGCGCUGUUGCUGAUAGAGGACUACGGUGCAGUGGUGGAUGUGCAAGACACCGAGGGCUUCACCCCAUUGCUGAGGGCCGUCAAGUUUGGCAACCUGGAAGUUUGCAAGAUUUUGGUCAAGUUCGGGGCGAUGCCGAUCGUGUGGACGAGGAACCACUGGAAUGGUUUUGAUCUCGCGAUGAUGACGGAGAACGAAGAAAUUAUGAAAUUCCUGCAACUCGCCAUGGUCUACCAUUUCAAGAACAGCACGGAUGGAUAUGAGAGUUAUUCGGGGGACAUGGCGAUGUAUCCACGAGGGGAUAUAACGAACUUGACGAACAAGGAGAUUAUCACCCUUGCUGCCAAGCAGCGAGAGAGCAAGCGAGCGGAGAUACGGCAGUACCUUGCAAGUUUGCUGCCUCCAGGAAAGCUUCCUCGGCAUUACAGGAAGCGUCAGUUUCCUCUUGUCAACGCUUCCAAGGUGACAGUACGCGAGAUCGAGAAAUUGACGCGGAAGCUGAGGAUGUGA
Molecule: messenger RNA, 1059 nt
Organism: Guillardia theta CCMP2712
Lineage: Eukaryota; Cryptophyceae; Pyrenomonadales; Geminigeraceae
Exons: 6
Coding region: 1-1059 (352 amino acids)
Molecular function (GO): protein binding
Source: RefSeq, a predicted model, not a curated record